Molecule: messenger RNA, 7026 nt
Organism: Hemicordylus capensis (graceful crag lizard)
Lineage: Eukaryota; Metazoa; Chordata; Lepidosauria; Squamata; Cordylidae
Product: zinc finger protein 271-like
Exons: 7
Coding region: 449-3367 (972 amino acids)
Biological process (GO): regulation of transcription by RNA polymerase II
Cellular component (GO): nucleus
Molecular function (GO): RNA polymerase II cis-regulatory region sequence-specific DNA binding; DNA-binding transcription activator activity, RNA polymerase II-specific
Source: RefSeq, a predicted model, not a curated record
CAGCCCAGAGGGAAAUCGCUCCUCUUCAGAGCGAGGAGGAAGGAAGUAGCAGAGGGAGGCGUUUCCUUAGGGACUAGGGAGAUUCUUAUCGAAAGAGGGUCCCAGGGCAGGCAGAGAGGCAUAUCCCGGGGCUCCCCACACCCCUUCACCAUCACCCCGCCCACACCCCACACCCACUUUCCUGCCUUCCCUGGGAGCCAGGCGGGCCCCUUCCACGUGCACUUUGCACCCCUCGGAAGCUUGGAGGGAGCCGCAGAUGCUGCAGGAUUCUCUCCCCCUGCCCCCCCCCCCCAUUUCUUAACUAGAAGUAAAGUUUACAGGUAAAGUGCUUAUUUGGAGAGAGAAAAAUAACUUGACAAGAAAGACUCUUUGGCCAUAUGAGACUAACUACUGGUCUAAGAAGAUCUUCUGGCUGCAUUAGAAGUUUCAUUUGAUAUCAAAGAACAUAAUGGAUUUGCAAAGCCCAGUAAGUAAUGAAUUAGGGGCGGGAGCAGAAAAAGACCCCCAAAGCAUCCAGGCUGGGAGUGGCAAGGAAUUCUGGGAAAGAAUGGUGCAAAAGAUCCUGAAAGUAGACCCCACCAGUAGUGAUGUCGGAUGCCAGAGACUCAGGCAGUUCCCCUACCAGGAGGCUGAAGGACUCCGAGACAUUUGCAGCAGACUCCACACCCGUUGCAACCAGUGGCUGCAGCCAGAAAGGCACACCAAAGCUCAGAUGCUGGACCUGGUGAUCCUGGAGCAGUUCCUGACUGUCCUGCCGCCGGAGAUGGAGAGCUGGGUCAGAGAAUGCGGAGCAGAGACCAGUUCCCAGGCGGUGGCCUUGGCAGAAGGUUUCCUCCUGAGCCAGGCAGAAGAGAAGAGGCAGGAGGAGCAGCAGGCACUGGGUAUGUUAGCCAACAUGGCCACUGAUCCCCUGCAGGCAGAGAAGGCUCUGUCAGACACCAGGCAGAGGCUGCUCUUCAGGGAGAUCGUGCAGGAGGAGGAGGGGGAUGGAGGAAUCACCUCACUGGGCUGUGAAUUGUCCCUCAACAUUCUUUCUAGGCCUUCUCCGCUUGUUGGUGGAGAGGAAGGUGUUACUGUGCGUUCACCGGAUCAGGGACCCAUGUCCUUUGAGGAUGUGGCUGUGUGUUUCUCCGAGGAGGAGUGGGCUCUGCUGGAUCCUGGCCAAAGGGCUCUGCACAGGGAAGUCAUGGAGGAGACUUCUGGGCAUCUGGCCUGGCUGGUUCUGAAACAUGAGCUCAAGUCUUGGUCAGAAGACAGAGAAGAUCCAUUUAUUGAGGUCUCUGCAGUGGAAGAUAAAUCAGAAGUGCAGAGAAAUAGAACUGAAGAAAAAGAGAAGAAGAAUUCAGCAGCUUCUGAGGGGACAGACCUCCAUGCAAUUCCAGUUGAAGAUAAGACUAGUAACCACACUCUAAGUGGAAACGUCUUAACUAAUAAAUCACACUUUGGUGCACAUCACUGCAUCCUUACAGGAACGAAAGCAUAUCAAUACACAAAGUGUGGGAAUGGCUUCAGGAAUUGGUUGAACCUGUAUGAACAUCAAAAAUACAAUAUGGGAGAGAAACUGCACUUGGAGUGUGGAAAGAGAUUCAGUUGUGAUACUGCCCUUGCUGUCCACCAGUGUGUCUGCAGAGAAGACACAUGCUCUAAAUACAGAAAGAGAUUCAGUGGUAGAGAUGAGCCUCCUUCCUAUCAAAGUUGCCACACAGAAGAGAAAACAUACACAUGCUCAGAGUGUGGAAAGAGCUUAAGUUGGAAGUCAAACCUUUCUGCCCAUCAAAGAAUCCAUGCAGACGAGAAACCAUAUACGUGCUCAGAGUGUGGAAAGAGCUUCAUACGGAAGGACAAACUUUCUGUCCAUCAAAGAAUCCACACAGGGGAGAAACCAUAUACGUGCUCAGAGUGUGGAAAGAGCUUCAGUGAGAAAUACAGUCUUUCUGCCCAUCAAAGAAUCCACACAGGGGAGAAACCAUAUAUGUGCUCAGAGUGUGGAAAGAGCUUCAUACGGAAGGACAAACUUUCUGUCCAUCAAAGAAUCCACACAGGGGAGAAACCAUAUACGUGCUCAGACUGUGGAAAGAGCUUCAGUGAUAAGGGCAGCCUUUCUGCCCAUCAAAGAAUCCACACAGGGGAGAAACCAUAUACGUGCUCAGAGUGUGGAAAGAGCUUCAGACGGAAGGGCCAUCUCUCUGCCCAUCAAAGAAUCCACACAGGGGAGAAACCAUAUACGUGCACAGAGUGUGGAAAGAGCUUUGGACAGAAUGACAAGCUUUCUAUCCAUCAAAGAAUCCACACAGCAAGAAAACCAUAUAGAUGCUCAGAGUGUGGAAAGAGCUUCAGUGAUCAGGGCAGUCUUUCUGCUCAUCAAAGAAUCCACACAGGGGAGAAACUGUAUAUGUGCUCAGAGUGUGGAAAGAGCUUCAGCUGCAAGGGUAAUCUUUCUGUCCAUCAAAGAAUCCACACAGGGGAGAAACCAUAUACGUGCUCAGAGUGUGGAAAGAGCUUCGGACGGAAGGGCCAUCUCUCUGCCCACCAAAGAAUCCACACAGGGGAGAGACCAUAUACGUGCUUAGAGUGUGGAAAGAGCUUCGGUCAGAAGUACAAGCUUUCUAUCCAUCAAAGAAUCCACACAGGGGAGAAACCAUAUACGUGCACAGAGUGUGGAAAGAGCUUCAGACAGAAUGACAAGCUUUCUAUCCAUCAAAUAAUUCACACAGGGGAAAAACCAUAUAGGUGCUCAGAGUGCGGAAAGAGCUUCAGUGAUAAGGGCAGCCUUUCUGCCCAUCAAAGAAUCCACACAGGGGAGAAACCAUAUACGUGCUCAGAGUGUGGAAAGAGCUUCAGACGGAAGGACAGUCUUUCUGCCCAUCAAAAAAUUCACACAAGGGGAAAACAAUAUAUGUGUUCAGAGUGUGGAAAGAGCUUCAGUCAGAUGUACAGGCUUUCUGCCCAUCAAAGAGUUCACACAGGGGUAAAACCAUAUAUGUGCUCAGAGUGUGGAAAGAGCUUCAGAUGCAAGGGUAAUCUUUCUGUCCAUCAAAGAAUCCACACAGGGGAGAAACCAUAUAUGUGCUCAGGGUGUGGAAAGAGCUUCAGUCAGAAGUACAAGGUUUCUGUCCAUCAAAGAAUCCACACAGGGGAGAAACCAUAUAUGUGCUCAGUGUGUGGGAAGAGAUUCAGUCGCAAGAGCAGUCUUUCUGCCCAUCAGAGAAUCCACACAGGGGAGAAACCAUAUACAUGCUCAGAUUGUGAAAAGAGCUUCAGGCAGAAGUACAAACUUUCUGCCCAUCAGAGAAUCCACAGAGAGUGUACUGAGCAGCCUACCAGCCCUGAUGGAGUUAACAGGAAAAGAACCCAUGACCUUCAUUGACAGACUGGCAACACUGGGGCCUGACCAAUCAACCAGGCAGGCAGGACUAGAGGGUAAAGAUGUGCAGGAACCAGUUUUGCUGUCCUUUUCAGAGGUCCAGCGUUUGGACCGGUUUGGCAGCAGGGGUUACCUUUUAAAGAAUUGAGCAGGUGCGGUUAACCCCCGCCCCCCCGACCACAUUUUCCCCACUGGCACUACCACCAAAACCACUGGCACACAGCUGCAAGAGGGUAUGCAGCAGCCCCAUGCCAGUGGUUUCAGUGGCAGUGCUGGUGGGGGAAAUGUGGCAGGAGGGGCGUAACUGCACCCUCCCUAUUCCUUAAAGGUAAGCCCCCUGCCGCCAAACUGUCCGACAGCUUAUGCACAUCCCUACGAGAGGGCUGCUGGGUAGAAGGAAAAGGAGUUGCCCAGGUGAGAGGGGAACAAUGGAGCAUGGAGGCUGACCACAUUCCGUCUCAGUGAAUCUGCAGAAAUUUGUGAGACAGAUUUGCAGGGGCUUGGAUCUCGCCAGGGCUUUGGGGAGAUUCAAGAGGCAAAAAGCCAAGCUGUGGCUUUUGGACGUUAGUGCAGGAGGAAGAAUUGUUAGUAAGACUUGCAUCAGAGGUUAUUUUACUUGUUGCUGUGCAUUUCCUAAAUAUCUGUUCUUUGUAACUGAAUAACUAAGAACACGCCACUUACGAAAAGAUCUGGGCAUUUUGAAUAUUAUUGUAACCAAGCUAAGUGUUUCUAAGUGCAACCAAAACUGUGAAACCUAAGACCACCUAGACUGUAGCAGCUUAACAAAAGGGUUUUCUCUGUUUUUACAAACCCUCACAGAGUGUUUGAUUAAAUGAGGGUGGAGGGUGGACGGGAAACCUCUAGUGCAAUCCGCCUCCCAACAGGGACACUAAGCCAGCUAUGGUUAGCUCACCAUGUGCAGGCAUACGGGUGGGGAGCAGCUGUUUUUCUAGUUGCCUGUUAGCAGGGGGAAGUUUGAAACUGGGAUUCUUAAUCAAUCCAAUUCCCAUUUAAAAAUUUUAUUAAGGAGUGAUUUGGUGGCAGCAAUUUAAAUUACCAGAGUCUCUUAUUUCUCUUUCGUCUUAAAAGUUAAGGAUUAAACUACUUUGUGCAAUCUUAUCCACUUCUCAGAUUGCAGGGAGGGGUGACUCAGCUGAUAAAGCCUCCCUCGUGAGUAGCUGGCCAAGACCGGUUAGUGGGUGGAUUCUUUACAGAGAAAAACUCUAUCCAUGCUCAGUGUGUGGAAAGAGCUUCAGCUGGAAGGACAAUCUUUCUGUCCACCAAAGAAUCCACACAGGGGACACCAUAUAUGUGCUCAGAGUGUGGAAACAGCUUCAUUAAGAAGGCCUAUUUUUCUGCCUGCCACAAACAGCAUCCCGCCCUCCCAGUAUGGACACUGUUAUAGAGGGGUGUCAAUGAAACUCUUCAGGAGUGCUGGCUGACCACUUCAGUGGUACUUUUGGACUAGUGUGGGAUAUCAAUGUGUCUAUAGGAAAGCGUCGAUGACAGUGUCUGAGCACCUCUAAGCAAUAGGUGCCUUGUCCUGGAUGGCAGUAGUCUCAGUUCAGAACUGGACGUACACUAGAGGGUGUAGUCUUAUCUGCCACUGCUCCAUCCAUCUCUGUAAACUCUAAUCCUGAGCGAAGCCAGUGGGCCUUGUGGGUAUUCAUGUGUAACUUGGAACCAGCAAGCUGGAUGUCAAAGAUCUGGAGGGCAGUGCAAUUGGUAGGAGGUGGGAGCCAAGGCUCGGUAAAAUGUGCGGAGGUGUGAACUGGGGGACCGUUCCUGAUCCUCCUAUGAUCCUGAACUGCUGAACGCCUGGCUAUAGUCCUUCUAAGGCUCCUUCUGUCCAUGCUUUUUGAUUGCUGGGGGAAAUAAUGGAGUUGCUAUCAGUAAGAAAAUCCACCACCACUACCCCUUCUUUCCACAUAUUGCCAUUGUUUUGGACAUUGCCUGCAAUGUGGGGCCUAAACUGGAAUUUGUCAACACAUGGCUGAAGGGAGUACAGGCGAGAAGCACACACGUUCCCAUGAGGAACUAACUUGGAGGAAUUCCAAGCCGUCCUUAUGGGACGAAAUGCUGCUUGAACAAAUUUUCGCUGCAAGUAGAAACUUUUCAAGGUAAAAGAUAGCAUUAGGUUGGAAGACAAAGCCUAGGGUUAAAAUGAAAGUGAGGUAAGACUUUAUCUGGAUGAAUUGCAUCUGGGUACAGAGAUGGAGCUCCUGUCCAGACUUUGAGCGGGAUGAAUGGAACCGUUUUCUCCAAAGCAAACCCCAACCUUUUUGGAAGGAAGUUCAACCUGGUACACGUGUGGACUGGCUCUGUUUGCCAAGUGGGUGGGGCCAUCUCAUCAGUGGGACACUGAAUGCUGUUUGAUUUGAAAUUUCCUGUAUAUGACUGAUUGGCCAACGUCCCACACUGUAGGGUGAUUGUUCCAUACAAGAACCCCCCUAUUAAGUAUUCCCAGUGCCCAAUAAUCCAGGCCAGUGCAAAACAUUCCUUCUCACAAGGGGAGAAGCGCUGCUCCAUUGAACUUGGCAGUUGUUGGGUGGGGGGGAGUUACACAUUUUAUUUUAAAGAACGAACAUUACAGUCCAAGACACUCACAAGAAUGAAUCACUUUCAUAUAAAGUUUUAAAGUAAAAAAGAAGAAAGAAAGAAAAAGAGAAAAGGAAAGGAAAAAACCCAACAAACAAUGCAUAUAUAUGUAAUCACCUUCUAAAGCACAUACAAUUCAUUAAAUUUUGACCAUAUAGCUUGAAACUCUUCUUCUUUGCCUAAACAGCGAAACAAAACCCAAUUCAAAUGCAGAUAAUGAACACAUUUCAGUAGUCCAAAGCUGAAGUUCUGGAGUAAAUCUGCUUUUCCAGUGUUGAGUUAUAAUCUUUUUUGGCGGCUGCCCAAGCACGAAGAAUCCACGGUUGUUGAUAAAGUGUUAAGUUCCAUAUCCUGGGAAUAUAUCCCAGGAGAACCUAGCUAUCUUUAAAACACAAUGAUGUCUUAUUUACAAUUGUCUUAGUGUCUUAUUUACAAUUUUAUGGACUUCAUCCCAAAAAGAUGCUAUAAUUGGGCAUGACCAAACCAUAUGUGACAAUGUCCCCUCAUAAAUACAUUUCCAGCCUACAGCGUUCUGAACCCAGCCCUUUCUGAACAUCCUCAGGGGAGUCCAGUAAGAGCGAAACAAAAGUUUUUGCUGAACAAGUCUCAAUUUAAGAUCUAUAUAUGCUCGUUUCAUUAUCCUUAAUGCUAUUAACCAUUGGUCUACCGUAAUGGUAUAUUCAAGAUCCUGAUUCCAUAAUACACGAAUAUAAUCAAUAUCAACCUUGUCUUUCUUUUUAAGUUUUAAAUACAAUGAAACUAUAGGUUUAGCUUUUUCUGGCAGAUGUUCCAAAUCCAGUAUUAAUGAUGGAGUUUCUGAAGCAGCAAGUGCAUCAUGUCCAAAUAACUGUGUUAAAAGGUGCCUUAAUUGUCUAUAUGGUUUUAAUGCUGUUUUAAAAGAUUAUUUUAAAAAAUUUAAAAUGUUGUAAUGUGUGUGUUUCCCCCCUCCCCAUUUUUGUCUUAAUGAAUGUUUUACUUUGUUUUUAUCCUGUUGUAAACUGCCCAGAGAUGUAAGUUUUGUGUGGUAUAAAAAUGUUUCAAUAAAUAAAUUAAUUAAAUUGCCA